Molecule: messenger RNA, 2301 nt
Organism: Osmerus eperlanus (European smelt)
Lineage: Eukaryota; Metazoa; Chordata; Actinopteri; Osmeriformes; Osmeridae
Gene: msantd4
Product: Myb/SANT-like DNA-binding domain containing 4 with coiled-coils
Exons: 5
Coding region: 147-1433 (428 amino acids)
Source: RefSeq, a predicted model, not a curated record
GGGAAAGAUGUUGAUAGUACGUCGUCAAAAGGUGUCGUUCCGACUCAGUUUUGACAUCGAUGAGCAUCUGUGAUUUAUUCUUUACGGUUAUUUAGGAUGAAGAUUGUCGGUCCUCCCAUGCCAUCUGUUGCUGAGGUGAACCCUGUAUGACCCUUGGUGACCUUGACACACCUCUGUCUGUGGGCCUGUGCCCCCCAGUUGACGGCAGGCUGGAUUUCCUGCAGAUGAAGCACCUGAAGAGGAAGAGGAAGAGUAACUACAGUGUGCGAGAGACUCAGACGCUGAUUAGGGAGAUCCACAAGCGACGGGAGGUCCUGUUCUCCCGGCAGCAGAACACCGCCAUCAACGAGCUGAAGAGACGUGCAUGGGAGGAGGUGGCGGGCGGAGUCAACGCGCUAGGAGAGGGAGAGCAGCGCACCGCGGCUGAGGUGAAGCGCAGGUACCUGGACUGGCGUGCCUUGAUGAAGAGGAAGCAGUUGAGGGCAGAGCUGCUGCUGUCGUCCGGCCUGAAGGGGGAGUACGAGCCGUCGUCCCCGGAGCAGGAGGCCUCGCUGGGCUCCGGGGACCAGGCCCUCGACCUGUGUGGCUUCCCCAAGGAGGGGCCCUGUGACUGGCAGGACCUGGCCGACCUCGGGGAGCCCUCUGGAUCCAUGACCUCCGCAGGGGUGAAGAUGGAGGACGAAGCGAAUGGAUACGCUCUGGACGAGGAUGGAGGGGAUGGCGAGGUGGACGAUGACGACUGUUUCCCCACCCUCCUUAACGACAUAGACCGCGGCGAGGGGCGUGUCCCUGAGGUCUACGCCCACAUCGACGAGUUUGGAAUGCUCAGCGCCUCCAAAGGGGCGGCGGCCUCCAUGAACCGGGACCUCUCAUUGGGUGGUCUGACCGGAAUGGGCGUGACUGGGAUAGCCAAUCACGAGACCACGGGAAUCCUGGUUGCUAUGGAGAAGCAACGCGUGGAGCUGGAGAAGCAGCGCCUUGCCGUGGAAACGGAGCGCCUCGCCGUGGAGAGAGAGAGGCUGUCCCUGGAGAAAGAGAGACUGCGUCAGGGGGAGGUGGAGAAGGAGAGACUCCAGCUGGAGAGAGAGAGACUGCAACUGGAGAGAGAGAGGCUGAGGGUUCUCCUGACCAACCAAUCAGAACGCGCCGAUUCCUCUCUCGCCCCUCCGCCCCAACAAGGGCCGCCCUCCUCCUCCACCUCCAACCUUGACGGGCAGAUGGAGAGAGAGAGGGAGAGAGAGAGGGAGAGCAGGCCCUGGCUGUCCGCGGCGGACCUGGAGGCAGAGAGGUUGCGGCUGGAGAAGGAGAGACUGCAGCUGGAGAAAGAGAGACUUCAGUUCUUUAAGUUCGAGUCAGGAAGAUUGCAGAUAGAGAGAGAGCGCCUCCAAGUGGAGAAAGAGAGAAUGCAUCUACACAAAGACCAGGAACCCUAGCCAAAGUCAUUAUGCCUUUAUAGGUGUGUUUGCAUCAAACUGUCCGGUGCUGGAGGAUGCCAAGUUUAUAAACAAAUCACUCAAUGACUGAACCUUCUAUGCCGAGGAAGUGUUUCCAUGUUUUCCAAUGUGUACAUUAUACCGUACGUGUUUAGGUGAAAUUGUAGAGAAAAAGUAGAGUGUAAGAUGGGUUCAGUGUUUGUUUUUACUCAUUGGUAAUAAGAAGGGAGUGUCCUGUUUAAGUCAGAAGUGCCCUAUCCCUCAUCUCCAGUCCCCCAGGCAGGGCCCUCUCUCCUGGGGAGAAACCUUCCCCUGGCAGGAAGAUUUGAUCUGCACCCUUAGCAGUUUCUUCCGUUAGAAUGAAGGGGAAAAAGUAAACAACCGCAUCUACAGCCCGCCGUUCUUUACUUAUACUUAUCUACUAGUAAUUUUCGAGUUAAUUACCGGUGUCUUUCUCCAAAAUGUGUUUUUAUAUUAUUUAUUUCUUGAUAUCAAGUGUGAGGAAAUAUAUCUGUGGGGUCUACCUCAAUCAUGUGAUUCGAUGUUCAUGGUGUCCUGUGCUGUAAAUACUGUAUCUUCCUUUGAGACUAAGCACAAAACCUAUAUAUUGUGUGUAUGUAAGUGGUGCGUUUAUAUUUGUGUCAAACUACGCCUUACGGAGAUUUUCCUUUGUCUUUUUUUUUUUUUAUGUUAUUUUGAUAUGAAGUGUGUAUAGUUUUCUGUAAAAAGGUAUUUUGUCGAAAGCCCUUCCUCCAGUGUCCUGGUAAACUAGCACAUUCUUUCUAAAGAAUAAAUAAAAAAAGAUAGAUGGGAGGGACAGAAUUGCCUUGAUGCUUUCGGCAUUGCCUUUUCAAGACCAACGAUAAAA